Messenger RNA from Opisthorchis viverrini, 243 nucleotides. RefSeq lists its product as hypothetical. The coding region runs from base 1 to 243 and encodes 80 amino acids. The transcript has 2 exons. Lineage: Eukaryota; Metazoa; Platyhelminthes; Trematoda; Opisthorchiida; Opisthorchiidae. The record is from RefSeq and is a predicted model, not a curated record.
AUGGAAAAUCGGGGACUGCGCCUACCUGAUGAACCCCAAGAAGGGCGAAAUAGGUCAUGGGCUGUCGACGAGUUUUCAGCAACCUUCCCGAAACCACUCCCGGAACAAUCUUGUAGUCGUUCAGCUGUAGCACCCUUUCGGUGCCUAACUGCCACGCCACCCGAAGGUUGCACAAGGGCUGGGAUACUGACGGGUUGCCCAAGCCUAGACAGGGGAAGUCGAGAGGAAGAGGUCGGGUUCUAA